AUGGGGGACCUCUUUAUCAGACAGUUUCAGUCUUUCAUGACCUAUGCCCCUCCUGUGGCCACACUGGCCAACAUCAAGCAAAGAAAUGGAGAAACCCUCCAUGAUUACUUCAAGAGGUUUAAUGCUGAGGUCCCUUAUAUGAGAGGAGCCACUGAUGAGGCCGUAAAGAAUAUCCUGAUCGCUGGAUUGAAGAGAGGCUCAGACUUCUGGAAAGAUAUUGAAGGUCACGAGCCCACCACUCUACAGGACUUCUAUUGGCAGGCUGAGCCAUUCAAGAUAGUGGAAAAAUCCAUGGCAGAAAUGGACAAUGGGAGCCCUCCUCCUCGCGACAAUUACAAGUACAGAAAUCGGAAGAGGGGAGGAUCAGUGACCCUUGAAAGGAAGAGGAGAAGCCCCAGUCCUAAGAAAGAGCAUUGCCACAAGUUAAAACAACAAAUUGAGGAACUCAUCAAGAAUGGGAAGCUCACUGAGUGGGUGAAAACCUUGAAGAAAAGUUACAAUUACGGGCCACCGCCUCCACAGGAUAACGACGCUGAGACCACCAACACCGAGAAGGUGCCGCGAGAUGGGAGUAUCCACGUGAUCAUUGGCGGUCCUCAUAUCGGAUGGGGGUGUAGGAAAGCCAUGAACAGUGAGGAGGACGCUACGCGGGUCCACCACCCCCAUUCCGAUGCUCUGGUGGUGAAGGUCAGAAUUGGCUCCAACAACGUGCACCGGGUAAUUGUUGAUAACGGGAACGCAGCUAAUAUCCUCUCUUAUGAUGCCUACAUCAAGAUGGGAUUCCUAGAUAAGGACAUGAAUGUAACUCUCUGCGCUCUGUAUGGUUUCUGCGGGACCCCAAUCGAUGUAAGGGGAUCCAUCAAGCUCCCUGUCACCCUCGGGGAAGGCCCCCUCUCCACCACCCAGGUGGCUGAAUGGCUGGUCGUGAACCAAUAUUCAGCCCUUAAUGUUGUCAUCGGCCGUCCCAUCUUGAAAGAAAUGAGGAUAGUGACUUCCAUCUACCACAUGUCCAUGAAAUUUCCCACCCCAAAGGGGGUAGGAUGUGUCAAGGGGUGCCAGUAUAAUUCCCGGGAUUGCUACAACAAAGCAAUCCACUUGGGUGAGAGGAGGAACCGACCUGACUCCCUUAGGCAUGGAAGUUGA
Molecule: messenger RNA, 1143 nt
Organism: Daucus carota subsp. sativus
Lineage: Eukaryota; Viridiplantae; Streptophyta; Magnoliopsida; Apiales; Apiaceae
Exons: 3
Coding region: 1-1143 (380 amino acids)
Source: RefSeq, a predicted model, not a curated record